This is a messenger RNA of Phaedon cochleariae (mustard beetle), 1827 nucleotides long. Lineage: Eukaryota; Metazoa; Arthropoda; Insecta; Coleoptera; Chrysomelidae. The record is from the annotation of a GenBank genome assembly.
AUUUCACUUCUAGAUCAGGUUAUAAUCUUAAUUUAUCAUCGAGAAUCAGUCGAAAUCAAUAAUAUCGAGUAGAGGUAGAGUUAUGCUUUAUAUAUAAAUAGUUUGAGAUCCGUUUUGGUUUUGUUGCUAUUUGAAUUCAAAAUGAUACUUAAAUUUGUGAUCCUUUUAUUGACUAUCUAUGUUCAUGUGAAUGCAGAAGUGCUCGUUACGAUACCAAAUAAAGGCACUAUCAGAGGAAGGAAGGAAUAUUCUUUGAGGAACAUCUCAUUCUACGCAUUUCAAGAAAUACCCUUCGCGAAACCGCCUGUAGGAGAAUUGCGAUUCAGAGAACCACAACCAGAUGAAGGAUGGGAAGGUAUCUUAGACGCAACAAAGAACACAAAAAUAUGUUAUCAGCAGAGUAACAUAUACAAUACGGAUAUAACAAUUCUAGAAAAUGAGGAUUGUUUGUAUUUGAAUGUUUAUACACCAAAGUAUCCUACAUCAGAGCAGUCUCUACUACCCGUGAUUUUCUAUAUCUAUGGAGGAGGAUUCGUCAAUGGAGGUGCCACUUUUGAUUUUAUGGGACCCCAUUACUUCAUGGAACACGAUGUGAUUCUAGUCACAGCGAAUUAUCGUUUAGGACCUUUCGGUUUUCUAGCAACCGGUGACCUAGUCAUUCCUGGAAACUACGGUUUGAAGGAUCAACUCAUGGUCAUGAAAUGGAUCAACCAAAACAUCAAAUAUUUCGGAGGUGAUCCUGAAAAAGUGACCAUAUCUGGUCAAAGUGCCGGAGCAGCAUCUGUCAACUUCCAUUAUAUGAGUAAACAAUCUGAAGGUUUAUUUAGAGCUGGUAUUUCACAAAGUGGAUCUAUUCUGUGUCCAUGGGUUUACCAGAAGGAAUACAAGAGCAUAGCCUAUGACCUUGCUUCUUACGUCGAUAGUGAAUUCCAAAGAAACUCAAGCUCAGAAGAACUGCUGAAAUUUUUGUGGAACGUAUCUGCUACUGACCUCAGCAAGGCUGCAGCUAGUUAUCCGCCGGAACUUUUAGACGAUCAAAUCACCCUAGGAUUUGUGUUUGGACCUACAAUAGAGCCUGAGCACGAAAAUGCCUUCAUUACUGAGUCAAUGUAUGAAGCUGUGGAAAAAGGGCACAUCAAUCGUGUUCCCAUGAUGAUUGGUAUGUGCUCGGAAGAAGGAUAUGCAAUAGGUUCCUAUAGUAUACCUGAAAUCCAAAAGUUAGCAUCAAAAAUUGACAACGACCCUUCCCAACUGGUUAACCCAAAUAUGCACUUAACUGAUCCAAACGAAAUAAAGGCAGCAGCAGAAGCCAUCCACAGAAUUUAUACAGACGGAGCAUUUGCUGAUAAUUUGGACAAAACUGUCAAGUUUUACAGUGACACUGCUUUCAAUAGGGGAAUAAUUCGUUAUGCUGAAAUGCAGUCGAAUUUCAGCGAUAUCUACUUCUACCAGUUCUCUCAUUAUGGCCCCAUCCUUGGAGAACGACCAAACCUUGAUGGAGUUUAUAAAGUGGGCCAUGGAAAUGAUGUGCUGUUUUUAUGGGCAUUCAGCAAUUAUAGUACGAUGGACACUCAGAGGGCAGACGAUGUUUUGACAUCAAAUCGUUUAUUGACGUUGUUGACUAACUUCGCGAAGUAUUUAGAUCCUACUCCAUAUGCAUCCAGUCUGUUGGAUGAUGUUGAUUGGCCCACAGUUCGCCCAGAUAAUUUCCAGUAUCUGGAUAUAAACGAUACCUUAACCAUCAAGAAGAAUCCUAAGGGCGAAUUUUAUCCAAAAUGGGUAGAAAUUUACGAACAAAUGGCUAUCAAGCCAUAUACAACAUUCUGA